This is a messenger RNA of Liolophura sinensis, 885 nucleotides long. RefSeq names its product transforming growth factor-beta-induced protein ig-h3-like. Gene Ontology annotation, molecular function: cell adhesion molecule binding. The transcript is spliced from 5 exons. The coding region runs from base 1 to 885 and encodes 294 amino acids. Gene Ontology annotation, cellular component: extracellular matrix. The record is from RefSeq and is a predicted model, not a curated record. Gene Ontology annotation, biological process: extracellular matrix organization; cell adhesion. NCBI's taxonomy places the organism in Eukaryota, Metazoa, Mollusca, Polyplacophora, Chitonida, Chitonidae.
AUGAAGUUGCUUGUGAUUGCGCUGCUGUCUUUGGUAGCCAUGGUGUCCCCGAUGCCAUCCGUCGUGAUGAGGGCAGAGAGGAUGAUCUAUUCCCUCUUCAGGAAUGCCCUUUCUGCAGAGAGGGCGGCCCCCUGUGAGGAACAGGAGUGUAAGGGAACCAUUCUUAAGGAGGCGGAAGAGCUCGGGCUAACGGAUUUCGUGAAGUACAUGGAUGAAGCCAAACUUACCACAGACCUUUCAAAACCUGGGCACAUAACCGUGUUCGCCCCAACGAACGAAGCGAUCAACACUCUCCCAGGAUACGUGAAAAAGGUGCUCGAUAAGAAGACCGCCGUGGAGCGAAUUAUGAAAUACCACGUCGUAGAGGAAGACCUGAGCAAGUCACAAAUGGAAAACGAAGCCUUGAUUGCAACUUUAUUAGGCGGAGAAGCAAAGAUCAGAUUCAACGUUUAUAAGGAUGGAAAAGUGAUCACAGCCUCGGGUGCACCAAUCAUCCUGCCGGAGACCAAGGCUACCAAUGGUGUCUUGUUUAAGGUCGAUGGCCUCUUGGAACCACCAUGUGGGACAAUCGCCAAGUGCUUGAAGGAGUGUCCAGUGUUUAAGAAACUCACAGAGGCUAUGGAGAAAGUCAACAUGGAAGAAAUGCUAAACAGUCAAGGUCCGUUCACUUUCUUUGCACCAUCGGAUAAGGCCUUCGAGAAGAUUCCUAAGGAAACUUUAGACCGCCUCAUGUCCAACACAACGGCAUUGAAAGAGCUACUAAUGUACCACGUAGUAUCGGGCACCUAUUACACAGCUGGCUGGACCGACAACGACGAGCUAACCACCAAAAGUGGCAAACCCAUUACAGUCAAAGAGGGAGAAGGUAAUUCCUACGUCUAUUGA